CCGAUCCGAGUGGACCGUUUUCUGACUUUAGUCUCCGGUUCUCGGUCGCGACAGCCAUCGUUUCGAACGGUCGAAGAAUCACUGUGACGUCAUUUUAAUGCGGAGGUCUGCUUGCCUGACACCGAAAAAGGAAGGGCGAACCAAAGAAAAAAAAAUUAAAAACGAAUUUCGGUCAGUUCAGUGCGAGAGUGUAAUGAAAAGAUAAGUGAGAUGAGUACUGGAAAAAUCAUCGAAAAUUACAAAAUAAUGAGAGAAUUAGUCAAAAUGUUCGCUGAUGGAAAUCGAUCUGGCUGAAGCAAAGAGAUCAAUUGAAUGUUAUGAAAGAGAGAGAAAAAAAAUUGUUAAUGUGAUAUAACCAAGUGGAACAACACAGAAGCAAGUGCAAUUAGUGAAACGGGAAGCCAGAAAUGUUCCACCAAAAGAUGAGGAUUCUAACUCGGAUAGCUCUGUUCCUGUUUCUGCUAAUUUUCAACAUAAAACCCAGCAAAGCAUGCAAACUGUACUCCAAGAGCAACCUGCGCACGAAGUCCGAUGGUAUGCAGUUCCUGCGGUUGAAAGAGGAUUUCCCGGUAGGUGGCGAAAUCGUUUCCCUGUACGCCUACCCGCGCAAUUCGAUCCUGAUCGCUCGAACGGAAAACUCUAGCGAUUCGGAGUACUUUCGGUUGAAGGAGGUCAACAGCACCGUGGUUAGUGUCAUCCUGAAUCGCAGCCUCGAUCAGCUGGUCGACAGUGACAGCCCCCAGAGUAUCCUGAAGUUCAGUGUGUUUUGCACUGGGACCGCGAUCAAGCAGGAUAACCAGUCGUCGUUUUUCACCAUCACUGUUUACAUAGAAGACAUCAACGAUAAUGAUCCCGAAUUUAUCAAUCUACCGUACGCGAUUACACUGGACGAAUCAACGCCAAUUGAGACGGUGGUGUUUAAUAGAAUUAAGGCAAUUGAUCGUGAUAAGCCAAACACGCCGAAUUCCGACAUCGAGUAUGCGAUCGCACCGAAGCAGCUCAAAAGCGGCGACUUCCCGUUUCGUCUGGAGAGCUCGCAGCGGCCGAAGCUGAUCCUGCAGCGGCCGCUCGACUUCGAUUCCGGUCUGCACUCGAUGAACGUGCUGGUGAUCGCCAACGAUCGUGGGAAUCCACCGCGUUCGGCCAAUGCCACGAUCAGGGUAACCAUCCGGGAUGUGGACGACCUGGGACCGAUCUUCACGCGAACCGUCUAUCGCACCCGAAUUCAGGAGUCAUUUCCUAUCACGGGUAAACCCGUGCAUGUGCCAGUUUACUUCGAUCCUCCCAUCGCUGCCUUCGAUCAGGACUCGUUGAAUGCUACCUUGAUCUACAGUAUCGUAAGCGGCAAUGAACGCAAACUGUUCUGGAUGUCACCGGAAACGGGAAUGAUUUUUCUUCAGAAGGAGAUCGAUUUGGAGACGGACACUCCCCCGGAAAAUACGAUUAGUCUGCAGAUAGAAGCCAGACAGGCAAACAAUCCUUCGAAAGCUGUUUUGGCUAGAGUCGAGCUGGAAAUCAUUGACCUCAACGACAACCUGCCGGAGUUUGAAGUCGAUCUGUACAACAUUUCCAUCAUCGAGAAUCUCCCGAAAGGUUUCAGCAUACUUCAGGUCAAUGCGAUCGAUCGUGAUCAAGGUGAGAAUGCUGAAUUCUACUACUAUCUAGCGAACGAAGAACCCAAGGGAGCUUUCGUGGUCGAUCACGUGUCCGGAUGGAUCGUUGUCAACGAUGAGACCUAUCUGGACAAGGAAACUCGCGGUUCGCUGCGAAUGACUGUGAAUGCCAUGGAACGGGUCGAACAGGUCGAUCGCAGUCGAAACUAUGGCACGGUUCAGGUGGAGAUCACACUGUUAGACACGAACGAUAACACGCCGGAGUUCGAGCAAGGAACGCUGCAUGAAUUCAAAACGAACUGUAGCGCAGGGAUUGGGACUAAGGUGGGCACGAUCAAGGCCAAGGAUCCGGACGAUUUGGGAAACGGUCGAGUCCAGUAUAACAUUAAGAAUGUGAGACCCAAUCUGAUCAUUCCGUUUAGGGUCGAUCCGGAUACGGGCGACAUCAUCGUGUCGGAUCCGUUGACCUACGGAAAGAUCGCAUUUUUUGUGGAAGCUCGUGAUCAACCGUUGAACCCAUCGGAGUCCCGAUUCAACGUCGCAUUGAUUACGAUAGACAUUGUGUGCCAAUCGAUCGAGGAAAUCGAGUUCAUCGGUGCUCCGUACGAGUUCUGGGUCGGAGCGGAUGCUGCCAUCGGAGCUUCAGUUGGACAAAUUAGAACCACCUUCGAUAUGAACGCAGACGAAGAGAUAUUCUUCGAUUUGUUGCACUCCUAUCCGGAGGGAGUACCUUUCGCGAUCGAGGAAAGAUCCGGUAUCGUUACCGUCAUCGAGGGCAUGGACAAGUUUGAUCGUCGCUGUUACGAAUUCGAAACGGUAGUUUCUUACCUUCCGAACGCGGAAGGCAAAAUAGUUGAUCAACUUACACCGGAAGCAUACAACAACUUGGAAAAGAUCAUCGUCACGAACGUCACCAUUCACGUGAUCAAGCACAACUUUAUGCUGCUACGAGGAACGAACUCGACUCCGAUCGAGUUCAAAAUCAAGGAAAACAAACCGAACGCGAUCAUUGGUCAGCUAAAGUUCCAAGACUUCCAGGAACAGUGCGAUGCAGAUGAGAAAGGUCUUCCACCGUUGAUUUCAGUUCGAGGCGAACGAAACCGCGGCGACCGACAGGUUUUCAAUUUAAACACCAAAAAUCGAACUCGUUAUGGGAGAAGAUUCAUUCGUGAAGCGAAUCCAGACUAUGUUCAGCUCUAUCCGCUAGUGACGUUCGAUGCCAUGUUCACCACCAACACAACUCGUAAAACUCGAAACUCCAGAUAUUCGCGAACACCGACCAGUGGCGUCCAGUAUUCGUUGGUCAACAGCUACGACGUUUCCGAUCAGAUUCGACUAACCAACGAUGGUAAGUUGAUGACCGUAAAGGGGCUUGAUCGCGAAAAGCAAGCAACCAUCAAGGUUACCAUCAUUGCCGAGUACUUCUACAAACAUCGUACCUUUGCUGGCAUUUACCAGGUCAUAAUCCUGGUCGAAGACGAAAACGACAACCCGCCGAAAUUCAACCAACCCUACUAUCUAGGGGUGAUCGCGGAAAACUCUCCGAUCGGAACGGAAAUCGUACUCAGCAAUCCGAUCAUCAUCACCGACCCGGACGUCGGGAUCAACUCCCAGUACGAGUUGAUCCUUUCCGGUGAAUCUAACUCAUUCGCGGUCCAAUUCUCGAACACUACGCUAUCGAACUACAACAAAACGGUGGCUCAUAUCUUCAAGAACCUGCAGAUUGCGAACGUCGACUCCAGCAACGAAAUGAUCAAUCGAAGAACAGAUUUUCAUGCGAAACCGAGUGAAACUGGCAACGGCUCUACGCCACACUACAACAUCUUAUUCAUGGGACCGAACAAACUGGACCGGGAAGAGAUUGACAGUUUAAGUCUGAAGAUGAUGGCCACCGACAACGACAGUCUAACUUCGGAAGUCGAGCUACGAAUUCUGAUUCUGGACGUGAAUGACAAUCCACCGAUCUUCGAGAAAGUGGCCAUCUUCCGUAAAAGUCGAUGCGAAAUGAUUGAGAACGGUAGCGAUCUGGAGCUGUUCUAUCUGGACGAAUUGGAACCGGAAGCUCUGCCGGAUUUUGUUGGUGGUACGGAGCGGGAGAUGGGUCGACUGAACUACGGAGUAGAAAGUUUGUUCGAAAUGGUCCAGUCGGCGCCGUACAUUGGCAUGCCCCGGCUUUUCGAUGGACACUUGAUGAUGGCAAAUCGAUCGGCGGGACUACGGCGAAAAACGUACAAACCUCGAGGUAGACUACGGACGGGAGUUCGCAACACUCGAGCGAUCGGAAAGAAACCGGUGCUGAAGUUUUCACUUCCGGAAAAUGUCGAGGUGGGAAAGGUGAUACUGAAACUGACGGCGAACGAUGAUGAUUUUGAUAAGAAUUCACGGGUUUACUACGAAAUCGUGAAUCAGGAGGAAGGUCCUUUCCGGAAUGGGAGUAGCUAUUUUAAGAUCGAUCGUAGCUCGGGAGAGGUGAGACCAGUUCUGCGACUACCUCCGGAAAGUGAUAUAAGGUUGAAUGUUUCGGCUAAGGAUGUCGGCGGAUUGGCGGAUGUUAUUGGGUUAGAGUUUAAGAUUUAUGAUGUUAAUGACAAUUCGCCGGUGUUCGAGAAGCAGUGGUACACUUUCAGGGUCGAGGAAGGAAACUAUCCGAUCACGGGGACGCGGAUCGGUCAGGUUCGGGCGACCGAUGAGGAUCUGGGGAUGAACGGGAACGUAACGUAUCUUCUGCUGGCAGAAGAUGACACUAAGAUACCCUUUUCUAUAUCGCCACUGGAUGGAACGAUUCGGGUUUCGGGUGAGAUCGAUCGCGAGACUGUAGCUUCGUACAACUUCCGGGUGUUGGCUUCGGAUAACAACGCUGAUUUGAAACUUUCGGCUAUGGUGGAUGUCGAGGUGAUUGUGCAGGACACCAACGACAACAGUCCGGAGUUUACGGCGUACGAUGAUCUGCAGUACGAUCGAAGUAGCAUCAAACGGCUGCCGCUUUAUAUAUCCUAUAUCAACGUCAACUCUAAACCGGGAACAUUCGUGAAGCAGGUCCAGGCAAGAGAUAAUGACUUUAAAGAGAACGGCAACGGACUGGUGAUCUUCUCGUUAACGGGUCAAAAUGAUCUACUGCACUUUAAUAUAGAUCCGAAGGAUGGAGUGAUCAUGACAGCUUCGCAGUUCAUUCCACCGGCAAGUCGACGAAACUAUCAGCAUGUUAACGUGACGGUGGUUGCUUCCGACUUCGGAACACCUCCACGAUCCAGUACGGCACUGUUGAUCGUAAAUUUGCAGGGUGAUCCUCACCGUUCGAGCGUAGUCGACGAAAAGAUCCCACUGUUUCCGUACAAGUACUACGAGCUGGAGCUUCGCGAGAACGACUUCGCUCCGAAGAUCGUGUUGAACGUCACCCUGAACAAGAAGUAUGCGAAUGACGCUUUCCGGUGGCAGAUUCUGAACGAAGAAUACGGCGAGAAAUUCCGAAUCGAUGAACGGAACGGGUCUCUGUGGAUGCUGAAGCCUUUGGAUCGGGAAGAACAGGAAAGCUAUGAGAUCAAGAUUAAGGUGGAGAAGUUGAAGAAUCGCGAAGUUCGGAACAUUCCCAGUGUUCUGUACGCUUUGGAAAAUCCGGUUAAAAAACGUACGCAAAAGCUUUCCGAUAAUGAAGUUGAGAUUUUGAUAAAAGUUAUGGACAUGAACGAUAAUGCGCCGAUCUUUCGGGAGAACGAUGGUCCGAUAAUUGCGGUUGUUCCUGAUCGAGCCAACUACGGCUAUCCGGUACUGAAAGUGGAGGCCUUCGACGCGGAUAUUGCCGGAAACGGGGAGAUUCGUUACUCGUUGUUGAAUGAACCGGCCCGGCUUUUCAGUAUCGACGCGAUGACCGGUCAGAUACGGCUACUGAGUUCACUGGCGACGUUUCAAGAUCGGGUUUUUGGAUUCGAUGUCAAGGCUACGGACAGGGUAGGUGCCGACGAUGGUAAGUCGACCAUUGCGAAUGUGUUCGUGUACGUGCUGAGCGCACGACAGGAGGUCUGUCUGAUACUGUCCGGGGCACCGGUCGAAAUCGAGAAGCAAAUGACAACGAUCAUGGCUAGCUUGAGUCUGGCAACCGGGUUCGAUGUUCGGAUUCGAGCACUGGAAAGCAACGACAAGGUGGAGGAUGCCACAAACUUAUACCUAUAUGCCAUAGAUCGGCGCUCCAACUCGUUGGUGGACAUGGCUGAUUUACAAAGAUCACUCGCUUCGCUGGAUAUGUCUAAUUUGAAGCCAAACUUGCCCAUCAUCGAACUGAUCGAUCUGUCGUCGAAUGUGCUCGAACCGCAUUCGUAUGAUGCGGGGAUGAAGGGAAUCGAACUGGCCACGGUCGUCGUCGCCGGUUUGAUAUUUGCCGGUGGAACCGCUACGGCCCUGUGCAUCGCGUGCGCUCGCUACCGUCGCCUGAUUCCCCUGCCGAACAUAAGCGGAGGUGGCGGAACCCAGGACGUCCGGGCGACGGGAAUGCGCAACACCGUUUCGACACUGGGUGUCAACAAUAAUAACAACAACGGAAACGGUAACAACAACAACAACACCGGCAGUAGCAUCGGUGGCAGCAUCAGUCGACCGAUUGCCCGUGUCGACAUACAACCGGUGAUCACCCGGGCAGAUCUGAAGAACUCGAUCUUUCAUCCGAACUUUCACCGCCAGUUUGUGACCAAUAUUAGUACCGAAUCGGCGGCCACGGUGCCACCGGUCAAUGACGAAAACAAUAGUGAUAGCUACGAGGACUCGCUGAAGGAUUCGUUGACGUCCAAUACGAGCCUAUGACGAGACGGGAACGCUCCCCCGCCCUGCAGCAGGGGGAGCCACCAUCGGUGCCACCCCCGCCACAGCCAGUUGUACAGAAUAGCCGAUAGGAGGAACCAAAAAUUUUGAAAAAAAAACAAAACACCGUUCAUGAAAGCCAAUUUUCGAUUUAAAACAAAAAGAGAAAAAGUAUUAUCUGUUAUCUAAUGUGUAAGAGAACUAUUGCGGUUGUGUGAGUGCGAGAUUAUGAGCGAGAGAUUAGUGAUUGAGUGCUUUCGAAGUGCAAUCGACGAAACCGGUGACAAAGAAAAACUGUAAAUA
Malaya genurostris is the source of this 6704-nucleotide messenger RNA. It is a transcript of the gene Cad89D, whose product is annotated as cadherin-89D. Gene Ontology annotation, biological process: homophilic cell-cell adhesion. Bases 408 to 6404 code for a protein of 1998 amino acids. Gene Ontology annotation, molecular function: calcium ion binding. The record is from RefSeq and is a predicted model, not a curated record. Gene Ontology annotation, cellular component: plasma membrane. NCBI's taxonomy places the organism in Eukaryota, Metazoa, Arthropoda, Insecta, Diptera, Culicidae. The transcript is spliced from 10 exons.